Messenger RNA from Neocloeon triangulifer, 3597 nucleotides. It is a transcript of the gene chif, whose product is annotated as protein chiffon. Gene Ontology annotation, molecular function: protein serine/threonine kinase activator activity; zinc ion binding; nucleic acid binding. The transcript is spliced from 11 exons. Gene Ontology annotation, cellular component: Dbf4-dependent protein kinase complex; nucleus. Gene Ontology annotation, biological process: regulation of cell cycle phase transition; positive regulation of nuclear cell cycle DNA replication. The record is from RefSeq and is a predicted model, not a curated record. Bases 536 to 3265 code for a protein of 909 amino acids. NCBI's taxonomy places the organism in Eukaryota, Metazoa, Arthropoda, Insecta, Ephemeroptera, Baetidae.
CGGCCGAGUGUGUGUGUGAGAUGUGAGAGAGAGAGAGAAUAGUGCUGCGAGCCGAUCGGUUGGCUGUGUUAUGAAAGGUGAGAGAGAAAAAUGGAUCUCGCUUGUGUCACUGGAAUGUUAGUGCUCGGCUGCUUCGGCAAUUUACUGCGUUUCUAGACUCUGGGCGAAGCUGUGGCGUCGCGCGGAGUGCGGAAAAGGCCGACUCGCCCUCGUUUCGGCGUCUCCGGUGCGAAAAGCAAGCCUGCAGCGAGAUCAAGCAAGAGACCACCAACGGCCGCAAGCAGCUCUGCUCGCCAAAGUUGAGAGAAGCAAGAAAGAAAUUGUUCGUCGGCCACGUUAGGGCGUCGACGCUGCACCUGCAGAUGCGGCUCAAUAUCGUUCUUCGACCGAGCGUUAUCGCGGCCACGGCGGACUAGCGGUUCCAGCCAUUUCACUCUUGACAAUUACAGCGAGGACUUGGGUGUCAGGCGGAACAUGCACUGCUCCGCCUCCACGAAAGUCUCAAAACUCGAAAAAUAAUUCCAAUUCCCGAGUGAUGGUAUCUCCUUCCAAGAAGAGGAAAUUCGACAGCAAAACUCUGACCAAACCGAUAAACAACAUCAAAACAGGUGAUUUGAAAAUCAAAAGGACCGCCAGGCCAUUAGUCGACUACAGAUUUUAUUUGGACUUGAAAAAUCAUGCCACAGCUGCGAAAAUCGAGACCAGGCUAAAAACCUUGGGAGCCGUCGUUGAUGAUUUUCUGGCCAAAGAGGUGAAAUACGUGGUCAGCGAUCGACCUGAGUGGACCGCAGAGGGCAGGUUGACUUGUGCUUUGGGACAAUGGCCAUCGGCACUCACCGCCUCACCCAUUGUUGCAGCUGAAGAGGGCAGGAGGCGAGCUCAGAAAUCGCGGGCGGAUGCCAUGCUUGAAAAGGCCAAACUCCAGCACACAAAUCUGAGCUCAGUUGAUCCACUGGAAAAUGCUAGCAGAUGGGGAAUCCCAAUUUGGCCACUAGAAAAAUUAUCUAAGUGGCUAGAGAAGAUUGAAAACAGUCUUCAGACCAACGUGCCAACGUUGAGAAUCAGACCUUUCAAGGGUCCAUUCAUUAAAAUAGAAGAUAUCAACAAGCGAUACCGGCCUCUUUACGGGAGUCUUGCAUCGUGGCCAUCCAUUAAUUUGGACUACGGUUGCCCCUUCAGCACGCCAAAACUUGUACCUGGAAAAGUCGAACACUCAAGAAAUGCUCCCAAAGCUGGAAAUUGCCAGCAGGGAGAGCAAAGAAUGACCCGCAAGUCAAGAGUGCCAAAGCCUGAGGAAAAAGCAAAGGCUCCUGAGGUCUUGUACCCGGGCUAUUGCGAGAUUUGCGAGGUUGAUUACGUCGACCUCAAGCAACAUUUGCUGAGCAGCACACACAUAACGUACACAGAGGACUUAAGCAAUUACGAGGACCUUGACAACCUCAUCAAGCAGUCUUCAACAGUAGAGGAGCUGCUAAAGUCAAGUCAACCGAGGAGGUCUCCUAGGGUGGCUGUGGCACCAGGGCCACAGGAUCAGACUGACGAGAAGGAAAUGCGUAAAUUGCCCAUUCCACUCUGUAAUGGCCAGUUGAGGCGUAGCAGCCUCCGCCAAGCAGAAAACAAAGCGAAGAAAGAGUCGUCAGAGACGAAUGGUAAGAAGGACGACUUUAUACACAAUUUGCGAAAACGCUAUCCAGACAGCUGCUGCCAGCGACGGCUCCGUAGCAGAAACUCCGAAGAUUCAGGCCAAGACUCAUCUGAUGAGAUGGGUGGAGCAGAAUCAAAGCCAAAGACUGAAGAGCUGAAUGGAAAGACGCAUUCUUCCGAAGAGGAAUCCUCAUGCAGCUCAGGUCGAGUCAUCAAACGCAAACGCCUAUCUGUAGAGGAGAAACUUCUGGAGGACAACAAAGAAUACUACAAGCUCGAGGUCAAAAACGCAAAGCUGCGUUCAAGUGGCUUCCUGUGCCAAAUCAAUAAGGUUGAGUAUGAUGAUGAAUGUGCAAAUCAUGUGCCGUCCACACCUCUGGCUGAGCAACUUUCAAGCAUCAAAGAGGAAGCUGAUAAUCCAAAACGCCGCCGAACCUGCCACGAGACUGCUAAGACUGACCAUGUUCCCGAGUGUGCUGAAGAUUUGCACUUCAGCUUUGAAACAGAACCCUUCAGUGAACCCUGGUUUUCGACAUACCAGCGGCAAGACGACCUGUGUGAGUUUCUUGAAGGCUUUGACGACUUUCGCUUCCGGAAGCGACUUGUGCUUCCUUACGAGAUGCCCGAGUUCCAAAGAGCAACAGCCUCUAAAAGCAGGACAAAGUUUGCUGCUCAGAGGAAAAAGUACACUGCUCGAAGCAGGGCCAUGCAGUUGGUGGCAGAUGCCAAAAACCCCAGAAAGUCUCCUCGCUGUCACGCUUCAACACUUGCAAUUCUUUCCAAUCUGGUAGGAAGAAGGAGGCGAAGUUUUGGCGUGUCACCAGAAUCGACAGAAACUGUUUCUGCCCCGCCAGAGAUCACUGCUGAAAAUGUGGACAAGACUCUGGAUGAAAUGUUAGCCUCUCCAGCAACGCCUGAUGUUUCUCCGACAGGUCGGGUCAGGAGAAAAUCCACCAGGAGGGCAUUGGCAGAUGAAGGAGCCGAGGGAGACGACCUUGCUGCUGAACUUGCUAGAACAGCUCCUUUAGAUGCUGUGGCUUUCAAGUCAGAGUUGGACCCAUUGCGUCUUGUUGAAGAUUUCCAUAAUUGUAGGUGCACCCAGGACAUCAAACCUAUCUUCACAGUCCAGCCCCCUGCCCCAGAAGAAGAGCAACCAAUCCUGACCCAACCUGAGCUACUAGGUCUCUUAGCGAGGAAUAAAAGGCGGUUGGAAUCAGUUUCCGAGUGCUCCACUAUGGACACCCUCUCAGAAACUGGGACAAACAACUCGUCAAGUCGUGGACGGUUCAAGAAACGAAAACGCAAUCUGACUGGUUGGCCCUCCAACAAGCCUCGAAAGAGGCAAGCCAAGCCAGCUCUGCCAGAAGAGAACUAUGUCGGAGUGGCGUUGAAGGUUUUGCAAACAAAAGGGACCAAAGAAUUGAAAGUGAAACCAGUGGUUGGCAAAAAGUCGGCGACUCCCUCGCCAAAACGAAGGGCUCGGACGGAGUCUCCUAAGAAGGCAAGUGGGAAUAGUGGACCGUCAGGCGCGCAGACUUCUCCUGUGCGCAAGAUGGUGAAUAAAAAAAGGACAUGCAGGGCGAGGACAAGAAACAGCACGUCUCUACGCAUGAGACGGUGAUUGUAGUUGUUUUUUUAAACUGGGUGUGGUCAUAGUUGAUGAAUUAAAAGAAAAAUUCUUCUUGUCAUUGUGUUCUCUUGGAUAUAAUUUAUCAAUAAUUGAUUAGCCAAUAUAAAGAAAGAAAUUUUCUGUUUUUAAGUUUCCCUCGACAUGUGUUCAUUAUUGCGGCUCCGCUGCAAAUUAUAUUAUUUGAAGUUGAUUACAAAAAUCUAACAGAAAUCUUAAAGAGCAAGAAGUAUUAUUAAUUGAUAUGUGAAAGAGAAAUCUCAUUGUUUGAGUAUUAUAAUCACUGAACUAUGCAAAUAAAUUAUUAUUUGUAUGUAUACAAUGUA